This is a messenger RNA of Candida albicans SC5314, 1728 nucleotides long. RefSeq lists its product as uncharacterized. The transcript has a single exon. The record is from RefSeq and is a predicted model, not a curated record. Lineage: Eukaryota; Fungi; Ascomycota; Pichiomycetes; Serinales; Debaryomycetaceae. Bases 1 to 1728 code for a protein of 575 amino acids.
AUGUUGAAAACAAGUUUAUCCCCAAAUUAUAAACCUGAUUUGAGUGAUUCUGAUACCAGUAAUGAUAAAGUGAAGAAUGAUACUGCUGAGGUUAGUAAAACCACUGGUAAAAACAAUAGUAAAUCUACAUCUAGAUUAACUACACCAGUAGAUGAAGAUUGGUCAAUCAUUUCGUCAUCUUCUGAUCUUGAUAUUGAUGAUGAACGGUCUACUACUAGCUCCCAAGAUUAUCCUCAAUUAAUAAUCAACGAUUCAACGGACUUAUCUAUUUUAAAAGUACCCGAACAACACGUACCUCAAACAUCCUUAAAAACAGGUACCACCACGCACCAAAAUGAAGAGGGGAACCCCAAUCUUGAAACUUCCCAAACUACAAUAUCCACACCUUCAGACUCAGAUUUGGAAAUGGAAUCAGAUUCAAAUUCUAUUUUGAGUGGUGGGAGUAGUAACAACAACAAUGAUAAUUCUCUUAAUGUUGGUUCUAAAAUCCGGUUUUUCGAAAACUUGACUCAAUUGAAUGAUUCAAUAAAACAAAAAUCAAAUCAAUUUUAUUAUGAUUUUGCCAAAAUUCAUUUAGAUAAUUAUAUUGAUGAUCAACAACACAGACAAGAAGAAUUGACAAAUGAAGAAACGAAGGAAGGCGAAAUAGAAGAAAAUUUGGAUGAUACUAUUGAAUUAGUAUCUAAUAUUGAGUCGAUACCUAGUGAGAAUGGUGUUAUUGAUUCAUCUUUGUCUACAAUAAAAGAUAGUCAAGUUGGGGAUUUAAUACUGAAACAUAACGACAACAAUAACAACACUAUUGUUGUAAGGAAAUCUAAACCAGUAUUGGUUCGUGCAGUUCAAAACUUGCAAAUCUUUUUAGAUAACCAUUCCGAUUAUCUUUAUUAUUAUAUGAUGGCAGCUAUGGUGGUUGGUAUUAUUCCAGUGAUUUAUAGUAUCAAGUAUGUUUUGGUUCCUAAACAAGUUGUUGAGAAACCCUUGACAGCUUUUGAUAAAUUGAAUCAAAUGUGGGACCAUUUGCUAUAUGAAGAGGAACAGGAAGUGAUUACCAAGAGAAGUAUAUUUUUCAUUGGUAGUGGUGGUAGUACCACUACUGGGAAGCAUAAAACUAAUAAAUUGAUCAAAUUUAUUAAUACUUUGCAAUACAAUUUUCAUGAUAGAGCUCUCCCUCAGUAUUAUGUUAUGGUUGAUAAAGUGAAUUUUUAUAGUAACAGGUUUUGGAAACAAUCUCAAGAUUUGGGAGCAGAGAGUUUAAUCAAGUUGAAAUUGUGGGGUGAUCAAAGUGUUGUCAUUCUCAACAAGUAUUCGGUUAUUGGAUUGAGGAAGUUUGAUUAUUACAGUCAAGUUGGACUAGAUAAUUUUAUUAAAUACAGAGAAUUAAGCUUGGAUAAUUUACAGAGAUUUUAUUCUAGAGCAGGUUUCCUUGGUAAAAGAUACGGCCAUAAUGUAAUUGUGGGAUCAAAACGUAUAUUGAAGGAUAUCACUCAUCAAAGUCAACAGUUGAAGACUUUUAUGGAAGAGGUUUUCAAUAGUGAUUCUUAUGAUGAUUUGAAAGAAAAUAUUCAUCAACAAUGGACACAUUUGAUUAGUAAUUAUAAUUCCAAUGCGGCAGCUGCUGUUUCCACCGCUUCCAAAUUCAAGUCAAGAUUGGAUAAGAAUGCUGUUCAAAUUUAUAAAUUUGGUAAGAAUUUAGCUGAUUCUAUCAAAAGCGAAUUAGCUAGUUCUUGA